Messenger RNA from Juglans microcarpa x Juglans regia, 980 nucleotides. RefSeq names its product non-specific lipid transfer protein GPI-anchored 31-like. Gene Ontology annotation, biological process: lipid transport. The record is from RefSeq and is a predicted model, not a curated record. Bases 227 to 760 code for a protein of 177 amino acids. NCBI's taxonomy places the organism in Eukaryota, Viridiplantae, Streptophyta, Magnoliopsida, Fagales, Juglandaceae. Gene Ontology annotation, molecular function: lipid binding. The transcript has 3 exons.
CACGCACCGGCACACCCAUAAAAAUCAGAAAGCUUUUCAUACCUACUUGACUACGGCUUCAUUCAUAUUGCCAGAGACUCCCCACAUCAUAUCCCCACUUGCGGACUUGACUUAUUAAACCCAACGCACCACAAUCCCACGUUCACCAACUUCUCCCAAUUCCUCCGCCAAUAUAUCUCACACGCUAUUUUUCUCUCUCUAGUCUCUCUUCCCGUGGAAGGCGAAAAUGGCAGCAAAGCUGAGCCUUUCUCUUGUUCUAUGUGUGCUGGCCAUCUGGGCAGUUGAUUUUGCCCAUGGUGGGUCCUCAGACAACGCCCCAGCGCCGUCUGUGGACUGUUCCAGCCUGAUCUUGAACAUGGCUGAAUGCUUGUCCUUUGUUUCCGAGGGUAGCAGCGCAACCAAGCCGGAGGGAAAUUGCUGUGCCGGCCUCAAGACGGUGAUCAAGGUUGAUGCUGACUGUCUCUGUGAGGCCUUCAAGAGCAGUGCUUCUCUAGGCGUGGUCCUGAAUGUCACAAAGGCUAUGUCCCUCCCCUCUGCAUGCAAUGUCUCCGAUUCCGCUGUCUCUAAUUGUGCACUGUCUCCUGCUGCUGCUGAGUCUGCUCCUGUUGCUGCUCCUCCAGGGACGGCUACAGGAGGGAAUGAGGUACCACCAACAUCAGCACCAGCACCAUCUUCAGGGAGCUCAGGUUCUUCAGUGCUCACUAUUUCAGUUGGAUCCCUACUUGUUGGCUUAGUGGUUGCAUCAUUUUCGAGUUUUUGAGCGAAUGCCAGUGUCAAUUUUGAGAACAGAGAAGAUGAUACGAGGGAAAAACUCUGUUUUUUCACUAUCGAGGUUGUGUAGGAACAAUAAUUUGUCUUGUCGAUUGGUGACUAAAGUAGGUGGAAUUUAUACUGUGGGUCAUUUGAGUUGAUACCUGUUUCAAGUUCUGGUUGUUUUCUUUAUUAUAAUACAGUAAUGCUACCAGUAUUUAUUUAUUUUA